UUAAGAGUUUUCUCUGUAAAAAAAAAAGAGUUUUCUCUGUAAAAUCUCUCAUCUUCUGCACCUCGGACGAUAAUCGCCAUGGCAGCAGCGAGCUCUCGGCCGCCAUCGAAGCCGUACGAUGUGGACUUCACAAUCGUCUCCGCCAAGCACCUGAAGAACGUGAAUUGGCGCCACGGUGAUCUGAAGCCCUAUGUGAUCUUCUGGGUGGAUCCUGAUCGCCGUCUCGCAACCAAAUCGGACGAUCACGGAUCGACCAAACCGGUGUGGAACGAGCGGUUCGUGCUUCCUCUGGCGGUGCCGCCUCAGGAAUCGCUGCUCACUCUCGAGAUCUUCCACUCGAAGCCGUCCGAGACGCCCAAGCCGUUGGUCGGAACCCUAAGGCUGCCGCUCAAGGACGUGAUGUGCUUGGAAGAUUCCACGAAGGUAAGAAGUUUCGAGCUCCGUUUACCUUCCGGUCGCCCCCAGGGUAAGAUCCGACUCAAAAUCUCUAUCCAGGAACGCCCUAGCCCCCCUGAUUUCCAAAUUCCCCCUCCGUCCAGCUAUUAUUUCUCAACUGCGCCUCCGCAGCCCGCUUCCCGUGAUUACAGAGGAUACAAUAUCCCUCCGUACAAUCCACACCAGCCUCCAUCUCCCGCGGCGAUGCCGCCGCCGCCUCAUCCGACUCUAUCACCACCGCUUCCUACUCUAUCAUCUCCACCUCCUCCCCACUCGCAUCCUUAUCACUACGGCGGAUACUCUGAUCCAUACUCUAGCUACUACCCCGGUUACUACACUCAGCCUCCUUAUCCGCCACGGCCGUUCCUGGACCGACAACCUAGCUUUGGCAGGCCGGGGCCUAGUGCGCCUGUGGAUUAUGCACCGUAUGAUAACAAGCGUAGUGGAAAGAUGGGAUUAGGAACUGGAUUGGCUGUUGGAGCUGUGGCAGGAGCCCUAGGAGGGCUGGCAUUGGAGGAGGGUUUGAAAUAUGAAGAAGAGAAGAUUGCAGAAAGAGUUGAGUGUGACAUUUCUGGAAGGGAUAAUUACAGUGACUACCAUGUUGAUUACUAGUAUUCUUGCUGCCAAACAGGUCUUACUGUAUGGUAUACCUCACUGGGUAUGCUCUAUGGUUUGUUUUAUAGUUUGGCUAUUUGCGUGAAUAUGUAUAUAUAAUUGGCUUGUCUAACUCUUUUCGGCUUAUAUGAUCAUCUGGAUUGUUUAAUGUGAGCUUUGCAAUCGCCCCCUCCCCUUUUGGGAAUAAAUGUUCCAUAUACUCAUUGCUCA
Ipomoea triloba (trilobed morning glory) is the source of this 1260-nucleotide messenger RNA. RefSeq names its product wiskott-Aldrich syndrome protein family member 2-like. Gene Ontology annotation, biological process: defense response. The coding region runs from base 79 to 1047 and encodes 322 amino acids. NCBI's taxonomy places the organism in Eukaryota, Viridiplantae, Streptophyta, Magnoliopsida, Solanales, Convolvulaceae. The transcript has a single exon. The record is from RefSeq and is a predicted model, not a curated record.